AGCGGAGAAAAUAUAAUAAAAAUUAUUAGUAUAGAUUAGAAAUUAUGAAGCAUUUGUAAUACAUAGCAAAGGAGAAAAACUGAAAAACUGGCUUUUUUGAUUGACAAGUACAUGUAUAAUAAAAGACUCUGCGGAAUAUCAGAAAUCGUACGUGACUAAGAUAGAAAAAACUGCCAUUUUUUUUUUUAAAUAUAAUCUAUGAUUUUUUUUUUUAAAAGAUCAAUAAACAAGAAAUAAUUUUUUAUACACAUACAAGAAAACAUUUAUGUCCGAACUGUGAUCAAAUAGCAUUUAAAAAUUACUUCAUUUGUUUUAUAUAAAGAAAUUUUCUACAAAAGAAAAAAGUUUUUGUUUUUUUUUUUUUGAUUGUGCAACAAAAAGUAUCGCCAGACGAAAUGGAAGUGUUAUCUGUACAAAAUCAAUAUACAGAACGUUUUAAUGUUCUCAGUGGACCGACAAAAUCAAAAGAUUGGUCAACGACGCUGGCGGCCACAACCACAAACGAUAAACAUCAAACCCCUUCAAAUAGUGAUAAUGAUCGUCCGAGUUUGACGGCUGACGAAGAACUCUUCUACUGUGAUAAUGUCGAGUAUGCUGCUGUGAAUAGUUUGUCGCUACGUUUGCUUGAUGAGUUGCGCGCAGCUAAAUCUCGUAAUUUGUCUUGCACGGAAGUGUCAAUACCCUGUGACCUUACCGCACGUAUCGCAUCGGAUAUGAUACGCAUUUCAGAGCGCGAGCCUUGCGGCAUACGAGGUUGCACGGUGUACAUUGAAUUUGCAGAAGAACCGCACAAUUCCAGGCGUAUAGGUACACUGAAAAUCGAUCCGGAUAUGGUAUCCACUUUUGAGUUGUAUUUAACGUUGCAUCAAGACAAACGCGGAUGGACUUCGCUGCUGCCACAAUUUAUGAAAAAUCUUUCACGUAGCGUCACCAUUAGUCCCGAAUUCGGUUUAACAAAACAUAAAUUGUAUUCGCCUAAUGAAAGCAGUUAAUGUGUCAUUCAGUUUAUUGUUGUGUGCACGUCUUCUGCUCUUGUCUUUAUUGCUAUCGCGAUUGCUGUUGUCAAAACCACCCACCUACCUUAAGGCAUAUUCAUUAUCAUUAACCGCUCACAUGCUCAUUUAAAGUUUAAAAGAAAAAAAAAAAAAAAAAAAAAAAC
This is a messenger RNA of Glossina fuscipes, 1159 nucleotides long. Its product is annotated as protein scylla-like. The transcript is spliced from 2 exons. The coding region runs from base 396 to 992 and encodes 198 amino acids. Gene Ontology annotation, cellular component: cytoplasm. Gene Ontology annotation, biological process: regulation of TOR signaling; negative regulation of signal transduction; apoptotic process. Lineage: Eukaryota; Metazoa; Arthropoda; Insecta; Diptera; Glossinidae. The record is from RefSeq and is a predicted model, not a curated record.